ACCAUUUUCGGAAGGAUCAAGGUUGUUUGAACUGAAUGUUAUCUUCAUGUCUGUAUUUAUGCGAGCAAAAUCGGUGGGUCUCAACGGCUCAAACUUGUGGGAGGGCUCGGAGGAAAAUUCCAGCUUUGGUUUUGUGUAAAACCACGAAGCCGCCGUGCUUCGCAUGCACCGUCGUCCAUCAAUAGCCAAGAGACGACGAGAGAGCCAAGUAGAUAGAAGAACAACUACGAACUGAGUCUAUCUAUCUUUUGUCUGUCUUGUUGUUGCUGUUGUUGUAGUUGUGGCUGGUUGGUGAAUGAGAGCAGCAACGGCUUACGACGACGACGACGACAAGUGUAUAAGCAAGCAGCAGGACUUGGUGGUGGUUGCGUUGCUGUUUCAUCGUUGUGUGUGGUGGCGGUGGUGAAGAUUGUAGAAGUGUAGAAGUAGCAAGUUAGUUGUCAUUGACGGACUGGACCGACUGCCAAAGGGCCAAGCCAACACGACAAUUCAUACAGUACUGUAGUGGAGUUCUCUCUUGGGUCUUGUGCUGUUGGUGGAGCUCCCAGGAGAAUCGAAUCUAUCUAUCUGUCGAAAACAAGCUAUUCCCACAAAUCACAUCAAACCUACAACUGCAGUACAAGCACCAAUCAACUCAAUCAACACUAGCUCAGCUCAGUUUCAUCCACCAGUCAAGUGAAUCGAAUCAAUCUGCAGUUGGCUUAUUCUGUCUCUCUCCUCAAUCAAUUCAACCUCAAGAAUCCUUCUCCAUUCGACAUUCGAACUUUUUAUCAACCAAUCUACUGAAUCUACUGUACAUCAUCUAUCGGUUCACCAUGGGCAACACAUCCUCUCUAACGUCUGCCUUUCAAACGGGCACAACUAGCAAAGGAGCCGGCUGUGUCUCUUCUGGCUCCUCUGGCAAAAAGAGUAAAGGCAGCAAGACCAGUGCCGCACAAGCUGCCGAAUCUGCCACGGAACGAGCCAAAAAAGUCUUUGGAGAUGUCCACGAAAGCCUCAAAAUCAGUGUCAAGAAGCUAGAAGAACAGGAUCAUCCCGCCGCACACUUGAUUGACACGGUCUGUGGACCCUACUUUGACACUCAAGGAGGAAGCAAUCAUCGACACAAUCGAAAAAUGAGAGAAAACCGAUCCGCUUCCUUUUACAGUGAAGACUACAACUCGGAUGAUUCCAGAACCAUUUCAGAAGAUGAACAAACACUCGACACGGAUUACAAUGCUUCCACUGUCAAUGGAUCCACCGUAGCCAGUUCCACGGCACCCAACAAGAAAACAAAGGAAAUACACACCGAUUCCUCCUAUCUAUCCCAAUCCGACUAUGAGUCCAGUGAAGUUGGACGCAGCAGUCGCCAUCGCAGUAGUAAAAGCAAACGAAGACGGAACAAGGAAGACGAUCCUUCCUCAACGACAGGACAAUCGGAAGAUGACGAUUCCAAAACUAUGGAUACCAGUAUUAGUAUGGGACAAGGACCCCAACAGUUACUCUCCAAGCCACUCGCCAGUAGUUUUGCCAAACGAUGUUACUUUACCAAGGCGGGCAUUGGCAAGAACACUCAACAUUACGAAGGAUUGACGCUCACGGGGAAUGUCGUACUCAUGCUGGCGGCUGCCAUGAAACUCAAGGGAUGUCCCACCAUUUGCGAUGAAGACUUGAGGAGGGUCGAACAGACGUAUCCCAACCAAUUCAGUCGAUUGCCCGAUGAGUUAUUGCUCUCGAGUGGAUGGAGACGCAUCUCCAAGUAUUGUCACUUUUCCAACAAACCAGUUCCAGAUGGGAUUCCGUUCUUUCACUCCAAACAACGAAUCCAUCCACAAGGAGGCUACUAUUUUCUUCUGGCGGCGGCUGUUGGAAUGGUACGACCCAUUGAUGUCGAACCAUUGACACGCGACACUCUGGUCCUGCUCGAAACCGAUUAUCCUACACAAUGCGAUGCCGCUCCGGAAGUACUCAUUCAAGAUCCCGAGGAAUGGACGUUGGUGGACAAAUUCUGCUUCUUUUCCGGUGGACCCAUCAAUACCGAAGAAGAUGUCUUUUAUCAAGCCGAUUUUGAUGGAAAUCCCAUUUACAUGCUCGCAUUCUUGUCGCCCAGUUUGACACCCGAAGAACUAUACAAGCUGGAAGCAGAGUCGGAAGAUGCCGAAGGCAACCCAAUCCCUGGAUUGACCAGUGUGGUGGCAGUACAAGAUGUCGAAUCCGUGUACGAUUUGACCGAGCGAGAUUUCCAUGACUUGAAAUUGUAUCACUUGGGUCCUUGUCGGGCAUUGCCACAAUACAUUCUGCAGCCUCAAGCAUGGACCAAGGUACUACCUCCACACUUUUUGGAAGCUCGUCAUCGUGCUGUUCUACUGGCACAAGAGUACGAAAUGGCAAACGGUGGACCAGUCACGCCAGUGGCAAGAGAUCCCAUGGCACCACCGGCACAACAGUUGAUGGUCGGGGCGACGCCAUUGGAUCGAUAUGAUCAGCACCAGCCACCUCCGCCGCCGCAACAACCGCCGUAUACUAUGCAUGGAGCGGACCCCAACCAGAAUCCUCCUUAUGAUGAGCACGCAGCGGUGGGUGUACCGCCACCGCCGCAUCACCCACAUCAUCAUCCGUACAGUACAAAUCCACAUCACAAUCCUCCUCCGCCGCCACCACACACUCCAGGCGGUCCGGAGGAUGCUGGAUAUUUCAUGUCACCGAGGCCACCUGUUGGGCCACCAGACCAUCAUCAUUAUGCAGGCGGACCACAACCGUCGCCGCAACCAGGAUUUUCCUCUGAGUACGACAUGGCGGCGGCGCAACACAAUUCGGCGUCCAUGGCCGACCCUCACAUGUCACCCUACCCGCAUCAUCUUCACCACCCUCACCACGGAGGAACGCCGCCCCCUCAUCCUCAUCAAUCACCCUAUCCCGAUUCACAACAAAAUGGUCAUCACUACCAGCAGCCGCCAUCACCGCAACAACCGCCAUAUCAUCAAAACUCUCCAUCGCAUUACUCACAAGGGUCUCCUCAGACACCCAUUGACCCCGUACAGCAGUAUCAGGCUCAUCAACAAGAGGACGAGCAAAGUCACCAUUCGCCCACUGUGACAUUGGAACCAGAUGAUGACACGCAGAUGGCGCCAAUGGAUGAAGCAAUGGACACGCCACGAAAGGCAGGUCCCCCAGGAUCUAACCUUCAUCAUCAGGGAAUGGAUCCACCCGAGCACUUGCCGCAGGAACCGGAGCCAGACGAUAGCGUGGCAGUGAGCGAGGGAACGAGUCAGAAUCCCAACUCGGCGAGUUAUUAUUCUCAUCCAGAUGCCCUGGAAGACUCGAACGCCGAGAGCCAGUAUUCUCCAGAAGCUCGCAGUCCUUCUCGCCAUGAUGCACCUUCUUUUGGUUCGCCCGACUAUAGUAUUCCAGCUUCUCCUCCAGACUAUGGUACUCCAGCUUCUCCUAAUGACUAUGCUGGCACACCUGUGAGUCCUCCCAAUGAAUAUGAUGACACACCUGUGAGUCCUCCCAACGAGUAUGGAACGCCUGGCACACCAGUGGAUGCCGCUCCACAGUACUCUUAUUCGGUCUCACCCGGAAAGGAAGAGGAUGAGUACUAUCAAGAUCAUCACCCAGAACAAUCGAGAGAUGAUCAAUACUAUGAUACACCAGAGGUAAUGACUCCUGAUGGCCUCAAAGAGCAACCUGGCAGUCAAGAUCACGAAUUUUUCAAUGCUCCUUCGGUUGGAGAAGAGGAAGAUGAUUACGAACCAGCAUCCUCGUCCUUUGAUCCUUCGGGGCACAUUGGGCGCCAUCCCGACGAUUAUCCACCAGAUGACUACCAGCAUGCCAAUCCCGGUAGCCCAGGAUACUACGACGACGAAGAAGGCCAUUCGAGGCUUGAGGUUCAGGAAUCUUCCAGUGCCGAGUACUUUCGCGGACACGAAGAUGACAGUCCCUCGCCGAUCAAGAUUGAUCACCUGCGUCGCUUGGGUCGCAAGAAGGGUGGCGCCCCUCACAAUGGCAAUGUCAGCGUGACAAGUCCAUCGAGUCAAGCCAGCAGUCAAAACUCCGUCAGUGAAUAUUCUCAUUCCUCUGCCAUGAGAGGUGCUCAAGAGCUGUUGAAAAGAAAUCGUCAAAGGAGACAUGAACAAGCUCGAAGGCGGCUGAAUGCCAGCAAUAACGAAAUUCGUACAAACAACUCGGUCGAAACAGAAGGAAGUCCUGCCAAGUCCCCACCCCACUAUGCGUUUUCGCCGGAUAAUGGAUAUCAUAGAAACCAUAGUGGAAACCGCGGCGGUCCACGUGGAGACGACGGUAGCGCGUCAACGUGGGAGUCUGGCAAUUCCGAGGCUUUGACUUCGGUGAUUUCCGGGUCCUCUGUUUGGACUGACAACUCUUCCAAUCCAGCCGAUCGGAGCUCACGGCGUGCUCUAAUUCUUCAAAUGGCCAAGGCCAGAAUGAAGAGCAACAAGGACCGUGAUCCAGCCGAGAAGACCAUCAAGGAAGAAAAGUCGAAUUCCCUCGACGAUCAUGACGACUACGAUGAUCACAGCGACAUGCGGCAUCCAGGGUUAACUGAUGCACCAACUUCUUCCGCCACAGAUCUGGACAUUGCUGCGGACCUGGAUUAGGUGUGAAGCGAAUGAAUGGCUGGUCAGACAUGGCAAAGGUGCUUGUGGCUACGUUUGUGUGAAGAAUCAGGCGCAACAAAACGUUGUUGCUGCCUUGGACCCUAGACUGCUGUUAUUUGGAAGAGUAUGUUAUUUCUGUAAACUUUAGACUGCACACUGUAGUUAUUCCAUUGCUUUUCAAAGGAACCGUUGUUGGGUUGGGGUUCAUAUAGCAUUCCGGUUGCUGUACAUGCUAGCUAGAAUUGGGUCUCAAAAAAUCGCUUGCCGUCCUUGGUUGCUUGCUUUCUGCGCCUGGGAAAGAGGCUUGUAGCUCAUGGAGUAAAUCCGCCCGAGCCACUCGGCUGUGGUUGGUUAGUUGGCCAGGUGUCAGUCCGCACAGGUGUCUUUCGCUUCAUCCGUCACUCGCGGACUGACUUUUGGCGCAGUGGCUUUGCCAUCAAUAAUUUAUUUCCCUACUCUAAAAACCCCGUUAUAUUCCAGAGAACAAGAGAAGCUUGCUUUCAGCCCAGGACUUUCCUUCAGGAUGGAGAGAAGCGUGGCCGAUGCCGCCCACCGCUCAACUGGCGGUGGUACAUGUACGUCAACAACUGGUUUUGGUGCAAAUGCAUGUAUGUCCAAUCAAAAACCCAGCCUUUCACUAGUGGGUUCUUUUGUUCUUUUUUAAUGAUAGUUAAAUCUAUCUGGCUAGCUCUCUCUAGCUAGACGUCUAGCUAGUAUCACCAGAUUAACUUAAAAAUUACAGAGGCCCCGAGGGGAUUACGUUGCAUCUACUAGUAAGAGUAGAUUUGGCUAGCUACCAAUCUAGCUCCCAGCCACGUGUUGUUGCUUGAUUUGCUAUGGUUGUUGCCUGGGUGGUGUUGUAGACCUACAAUGAUACAUUCUUUGUCGCAGUUAGAAUUAACAUUAGCAGUACUGCUUGUCAUGAGGUCGCUAGCUAGCAUGUCAAAAAUGGUUAUGAAUGUGCAAAUGUUGGGCAGCAGCAGCAACAGCAACUUUUGGCCAGUGCCCAGCUGUGGCUUUCGUGCAUGUUGGCAAGCCAGGAAGCAAUGGCAAGCACUCGUCAGGAGGGUCGAGUCCGUCAAAGUUCACUUGCUCGUUUGCCUGCCUCAUGCAACUGGCGCGUGUGCGGAUCCCUUAUCAUCAGCAUCGUCACCGUCGGACGUUAGAACAAUUGCUGAAGCAAUCCCCAACUGCAUCAGACCGUCCAGUAACCUCAUCACAGAGACAUAGUCACCCAUCCUGUGAAAGUGCGAGGCUAGUCUGCGCACCACAUGGGUAAUGGCUUCACUGCAGUUGAAUUGCCUUGCUUGAUGGAUCAUGCCCAACAGUUGCA
This is a messenger RNA of Seminavis robusta, 5928 nucleotides long. NCBI's taxonomy places the organism in Eukaryota, Bacillariophyta, Bacillariophyceae, Naviculales, Naviculaceae. The record is from the annotation of a GenBank genome assembly.